UUUACUUGAAAGACAACGUGCAUUAGCGGCUUUGAAAUGUUCUAAAUUAUUCAGACGUGAUGUAGUCAUUCCUUUAGUUAAUGAACUAAACUUAGAUUUUAGUUAUUAUGGUAUUCAAUAUAAUUCAUCACAAUGUGGAACUCAUAAACGAUUUGAUCCUGCAAAAUCAUUAACAUUUAUUCCAUUACAAAGAAAUUUUACGCUAGAUUAUGGCACUGGUACUGUUAUUAGCGGUUAUGUAGGUCAAGAUACAGUUAUUCUUGGUCUUUCUCGUCAAAUUGGACAAGUUGCUACCGAUAAGAGUUUCAUGAAUCUCGGAGGCAUCGAUGUAAAUGCUUAUAUUGGAAAUAUUGUUGACGGUAUUUCAAUCGGAGGAGUUAAUUCAUCUGCUUUGAACGAUACUG
Molecule: messenger RNA, 404 nt
Organism: Racocetra persica
Lineage: Eukaryota; Fungi; Glomeromycota; Glomeromycetes; Diversisporales; Gigasporaceae
Source: the annotation of a GenBank genome assembly